This is a messenger RNA of Neospora caninum, 795 nucleotides long. RefSeq names its product SRS domain-containing protein. The record is from RefSeq and is a predicted model, not a curated record. Lineage: Eukaryota; Apicomplexa; Conoidasida; Eucoccidiorida; Sarcocystidae. Gene Ontology annotation, cellular component: membrane. The coding region runs from base 1 to 795 and encodes 264 amino acids. The transcript is spliced from 2 exons.
AUGGAGCUGCGAGAAAAUCCAACGGACGGGAAACUAUGGGGAAAUUCCGCCUGCACUAAGGCAAUAGAUGCGGCGUCACUCACUUUCAAACCGCCACCGUCCAAUACGAAGGGCUCCGACGUACAACAGACCUACAGCCUCGAACUAAAGGAGAACUUGCCGACGUAUCCGUUCACAGUUUACUUUUCUUGCGUUAAGAAACCUACAGACCACGGUUCUGGGCGUGUUACAGCAUCCGGUCCUGCAAACUCUUGCUUAAUUCAAGUCUCUGUUCUCCCUACAGAACCGGUGCCAGCCCCUGAAACAAAUGUAUGCAGGGAAGGACAAAUCUCCGUAGCGGUCACCUCCGAUACCAAAACCGUCACUUUCGGAUGUGAUAAGGACGCAAUCCUUAAACCUGCGCUCCUGGACCAUGUGCUCAUUGAGAAAGCGCCUCAGAGUGAAGGCGAUCAGCGAACCGCUACAGAAAAGGAGGUUGUCUUGCAGGAUCUCGUCCCGAAUAGUAGUCUGGUCGCAACUGACCAAGCAGCAACAGCUGCUUAUACGCUGUCUUGCCCAGAUUUGCCUGCAUCUGCACAGAACUUCUUUUAUAAAUGUGCGUCGUCCACCACAGGCGGCAUAUCCAAGGGAGGCCAAAAGGAAUGUAAAGUCCUUGUCACAGUCGAACAGAACCCCGAUCCAUCAGCGACCACGACGCCGCCACCGUCCAGUGGUGUACAGCGGGGCGUUAUGAGCAGCGCCUGUAUGAUUGUGUCUAUUUCUUUUGCAGCGCUGGUCGCUGGGAAAUGGUUCUAA